UCUUGGUACCUGGUGCGAGGCCUGCAAUUCUGGAGCAGGAGCCACCGUAGGGAAAGGAGGAAUGAGAUCAUCUCCCCUGAUGCCGAGGGAGGGAGGACUCGGGGGCGAUGUGAUUCCCCGGAAGGAGCAGGCAUAGGAGGGGUCAGCGGCCAGGGCUUCCGACCUGCGUCACCCACUGGAGACUGCGGUGAUCGGGAAGGGGCCGGCUCUGGGUUUUGGGGGCCGAGAGGAAAGCCAGCACACGCCCUCGGGCUAGGGGAGGCGAGCUCAGCACCGCACGGGCUUUGUGGCCGAGCAUCCUGAGUGAUGACAAAAGCCGGGGCUGGGUGCUGCAGGGACCUGGGUUUGGCUGUCAGUGGGGUAGGAAGCCCUCCUGGGUGGUGAGAAGGGAAGGGCAGUGACCGACCUGUGGAGGGGUAGGAGAAGCAGGGGGGCCGUUAUCGUUGGCCGAGACACGGCAGUGGGUUGAAGUAGGGUGGGAGCAGUGCCCAGUGAGACGCCAGAUUGGGACAGCCCCGGAUUGCUGAGAGCCAGUCUGCAACCAUUCCCCUGUUCAUGAAGAAUAAAGACGUUGCCGCCGAAGCGGUCACAGGUAGCGGUAAAACCCUCGCCUUUGUCAUCCCCAUCCUGGAAGUCCUUCUGAGAAGAGAAGAGAAGUUAAAGAAGAGGCAGGUGGGUGCCAUCAUCAUCACCCCCACUCGCGAGCUGGCCAUUCAGAUUGACGAGGUCCUGUCACAUUUCACAAAGCGCUUCCCCCAGUUCAGCCAGAUUCUUUGGAUUGGAGGCAGGAACCCUGGAGAAGAUGUUGAGAGGUUCAAGCGAGAAGGUGGGAAUAUCAUCGUGGCAACGCCAGGCCGCCUGGAGGACAUGUUCCGGAGGAAGGCGGAGGGUUUGGACCUAGCCAGCUGUGUGCGGGCCCUGGAUGUCCUGGUGCUGGAUGAAGCAGACAGACUUCUGGACAUGGGAUUUGAAGCCAGCAUCAACACCAUCCUGGAGCUGCUGCCGAAGCAGAGGAGGACAGGGCUUUUCUCGGCAACACAGACACAGGAGGUGGAGAACUUGGUGCGCGCUGGGCUCCGCAACCCUGUGCGCAUCUCGGUGAAGGAGAAGGGCGUGGCGGCCAGCAGCACCCAGAAGACACCCUCGAGGCUGCAGAACUACUACAUGGUAUGUAAGGCAGAUGAGAAGUUUAACCAGCUGGUACAUUUCCUUCGGAACCACAAGCAGGAGAAACACCUGGUCUUUUUCAGCACCUGCGCCUGCGUGGAGUACUACGGGAAGGCCCUGCAGGCCCUGGUGAAGGGCGUGACGGUCACGUGCAUUCACGGGAAGAUGAAGCACAAGCGCAACAAGAUCUUCACGGACUUCCGCAGGCUGCAGAGCGGGAUCCUGGUGUGCACCGAUGUGAUGGCCCGGGGCAUCGACAUUCCUGAAGUCCACUGGGUUUUGCAGUACGACCCACCCAGCAGCGCAAGUGCCUUUGUGCAUCGCUGCGGCCGCACAGCUCGCAUUGGCCAUGGCGGUAGUGCCCUCGUGUUCCUGCUGCCCAUGGAAGAGGCCUACGUCAAUUUCCUUGCCAUCAACCAGAAAUGCCCGCUGCAGGAGACGCGGCUCCCGAGCGACGCUGUGGACCUUCUGCCAAAGCUGCAGGCCAUGGCCCUGGCCGACAGAGCUGUGUUUGAGAAGGGCAUGAAGGCAUUUGUGUCCCACGUCCAGGCCUACGCCAAGCACGAGUGCAGCCUCAUCUUCCGGCUGAAGGAUCUUGAUUUUGCUAGUCUUGCUCGAGGUUUCGCCCUGCUGAGGAUGCCCAGGAUGCCAGAGCUGAGAGGCAGGCAGUUUCCUGACUUCGUGCCUGUGGAUGUUAACACAGACACGAUUCCAUUUAAAGACAAGGCCAGGGAGAAGCAGAGGCAGAAACUCCUGGAGCAGCGAAGAAAAGAGAAAACAGAAAGUGAAGGGAAAAGGCGAUUCAUAAAGAAUAAAGCGUGGUCGAAGCAGAAGGCCAAAAAGGAAAGGAAGAGAAAAAUGAAUGAGAAGAGGAAAAGAGAAGAGGGAUCCGACAUCGAAGAUGAGGACAUGGAGGAACUUCUCAAUGACACAAGACUUUUGAAAAAGCUUAAAAAAGGCAAAAUUACCGAAGAUGAGUUCGAGAAGGGGUUGCUGCUGAGUGGUAAAAGAGCGACCCGGGCUGCAGACCCCGAGCUGUCUGGGCCGGAAGACGACUGCUGACGCCAGCACCUCAGGUGGUGCGCAUCAGAGGACAGCUGGCCUGCUGUGGGGACAGCGCUGUGUGCCCUACUCGGAUCCGAGCUGUGGUUCCUACAGAUGGACGUGGUUUGUGGGCUGACACUGGUGCCUGCUUUACUGAAACCAUUGGACUUGACGUCAGAGAAAACGUAAAUGACUCCUGUGGGCACCUAAGUUAACGAGCAUGUUCCCUGAGGCUCCCUUCCACUCACUCAACAUAAAGGUGCUGAGCAGUA
Cavia porcellus (domestic guinea pig) is the source of this 2483-nucleotide messenger RNA. It is a transcript of the gene Ddx55, whose product is annotated as DEAD-box helicase 55. Gene Ontology annotation, molecular function: ATP binding; RNA helicase activity; nucleic acid binding. Gene Ontology annotation, cellular component: nucleolus. The record is from RefSeq and is a predicted model, not a curated record. The transcript has 14 exons. Bases 556 to 2229 code for a protein of 557 amino acids. Lineage: Eukaryota; Metazoa; Chordata; Mammalia; Rodentia; Caviidae.